GUCUACUCAUAUCCGUUCGGAAAGCAUCGGAUAACAUUACUACGAAAACGUAAACAAGUUGAAAGUACUUGAUCGGGAAGAGAUAUCUGAUUUUAAAGAAAAUGUCAAUUAAUACGGCACAUGCCCAAGGUGGAGUUCUUAUAUUUGCCGGAGAACGGAUUUUGUUGUAUUGUGAUGAUGUGGAAUUGGGAUUCGAUGGAAAUAAUCAACCAGAGUUUAAAGGUCACAAGAAAGGCCGUCUGUACCUCACCACUCAUCGGGUGAUUUUCAAUGCUGCCAGUAGCAAGGAAUCCAUGCAGUCCUUUAGCAUGCCUUUCUUCUGUAUGCGGGAAAUUGAGCUAGAGCAGCCCAUAUUUGGGGCCAACUACAUCAAAGGAAGAAUUAAUGCAGAGCAAGGAGGGAAGUGGCAGGGGUCAGUAAAGAUCAAGAUGUGGUUCACUGCGGGAGGAGCCAUAGAGUUUGGACAGGCCAUGUUACGAGCCGGACAGCUUGCCUCGCGGUACAUGCAGGCCCAGCAGCCACCAGCUUACACCCCACCCCAGGGGCCGGUCUACCAGGCACCUCCCCCCAUGUACACCCCUCAGUACGGCAACUACAACUGGGUCCCAUUCAAUACAUUCCCUAACGCCCCGCCAGCCCAGCAGGUGUACAUGACAGAGUCGCCUCCCCCUUAUCCUGGCAUUGAGCCCACAGCCCCACCCCAGCCAAUGAACGGCCACCCCCAGGAGUCAGCAGCAGAUGCCAAAGCCCGAGAGGCUGCUGGCUCAUCCUACUACAAUCCCUCAGCGCCCCACAAUGUUUACAUGCCCCAGCAGCAGCCCUAUGGGGCUCCACCCUCCUACUCAGAUGUUGUUGACAAGAAAAAUCAGUAGAACAAGUCUGACCAGGUGGUGGAUUAAGUGAUAAACUGAGAGAAGCUGCAGGUUUAAAGAUCAAAUGGAGACCUACCUUAUUUGUGUAUUUCUUUGAACUUUUAUCAAAUGGCAAGCUUUUCUUCUAUUUGAUUGGACUACAUUAUUUAAAUGUACAAAACUGAAUAGAUCCCUCUCAUUAACAGAUUAAGGUAGUUGGAACACAUUGAAAUCAUUUUAGAGUUUUUUGUCCAUGUCCUCAUUGUAUUGUCCUGUUAUAGUUGUUAAUGCAUGUACUGUGCUUUAAAGGUUGAUGGUAUUAUGUCAUAUAAAUUGUAUUGAGAUUACACAUGUCAUUGUGUAAAUUUUCAUGUACUCGUACAUUCAACAAAUGUAACUUCACAGGCAUUUUAAAAACUCUGCCAUGAAAAUGAGUUUAAGCAGUGACUCCUUUUUGCUAACACUUCAGUAUUCACAGAAUCUAAUCAUUCACAAAUGGCCGCCGCUCUUUGUAUUUGUUUUAUUUUUGGUCAUGUUACGAAAUUACGUGUAAUCAAUUCAUGUGGUCCAACUUUAAGUCAUUGUUAUUGUAAGCAUAAAUAUGUUCUUUGAAUAAAUUUACGCUAGAUCUGCAGUGUUGAUGUGCACCAUGUAGAUUAUUAUUAUGAGUAUUGUAAUUAAGUACGAGUUGCAUUAAUAACUGUGUAAAGCAUCAUUCAGCAUCAUUGUCAUCAUUCUUGUCUAUUAAUUGUGUCUGCAGUGAGACAAUAUUCCUUGCAAUUUUCAGUCAGGGUUUUGACCAAAUCUCUAUGUACUUGUCUUUCCAUGAUCUUCUCAUCUUCACUAGCCAAGGGUUCACUGUCCACUUUGUUCCAUUAUAACUGUUGUAAAGGAGCGAAGUGGAUCAUCACCCUUGGCUAGCGAAGAUGUGAUCUACACAUGUACUGUGUAAAAUCAUCUGAAGUCAACAUAUAGAACAUCUGUUUUCUUUGCAGUUCAACAAUAAGUAUUAAGUCACUUUUACCACAUUUAUCUUUUAAUGGUUUAUUACUAUGUAAGUACCAGUAUUGUACCUGUCCUUAUAUAUUCUUGGUUAAUUUUUAUACUUACCUAACUUUGAACUUAGUAUUUAAAGAUAUAACUUUGUGUUGCUUAUAAAUUAAUUGCACACAAAACUCAAAAUCCAAUAAACGGGGAAUUUUUGAAGGAAUGAAUAUAUUAGUUAUACUGCAAUAUGUUUUCACAUUAAUAUGUAUCUAGUUGCAAAUACAUGUACAUGCAGACAUUUAAACUCAGUUGGAAUUGUUAAUGAUUGUUUUUGUAAUGUUAUUUAUAUGUAGAUUUGACUUCAUGAACUGAGUUAAAUGCAUGCAAUGAAAACAUUAACAUUAUAUUUGUCAGCUUGUUGUUAUUAAAGUUUCAUGGUGAA
Molecule: messenger RNA, 2280 nt
Organism: Magallana angulata
Lineage: Eukaryota; Metazoa; Mollusca; Bivalvia; Ostreida; Ostreidae
Product: WW domain-binding protein 2-like
Exons: 7
Coding region: 102-872 (256 amino acids)
Biological process (GO): positive regulation of DNA-templated transcription
Cellular component (GO): nucleus
Molecular function (GO): transcription coactivator activity; chromatin DNA binding
Source: RefSeq, a predicted model, not a curated record